Molecule: messenger RNA, 1592 nt
Organism: Sipha flava (yellow sugarcane aphid)
Lineage: Eukaryota; Metazoa; Arthropoda; Insecta; Hemiptera; Aphididae
Exons: 2
Coding region: 212-1090 (292 amino acids)
Source: RefSeq, a predicted model, not a curated record
UCGUCUCGCCCCAUUAUCGUACCGACCGUUCGUCCGCGCUGAUCGCAUCGUCAACCGACACAGUCGUCUCGCACCGUGAUUCCACCUCGACGCACGUCAACACCGAACCGCAGCAGUAUACACGAGUGGUGCGCGCCCGGUAUAUUCGUGCUUUUCGUAAAAGUUUUUAAUUCUCGUUUUCCCCGUUCGCCCGUCGUCCCGCGAAAAUAAAAUGCGUUUCGCGUGUUGCUGCACCGUGCUCCUGUUGGCCGCGCUGACGUUCAGCUCGCAAGCCGCCGUGCUCGCGUCGCACAACGACGGCAACCACGUGACGCAAGAGGACUCGUCGCGCGCCGCCCGGUCCGACGAGUCAUCCGCCACCGCCGUCCCGGGCAACUGGGCCAUGAUCGCGCGCGUCGCCGACGAGUGCGCCAGGGACAAGGACACCGUGGCCUGCGUGGCCGUCAAGACGGCCACCGCGUUGGAACGCGCGGCCCGCAUGAACGGCAACGUUAACAUCCUGCCGGGUCUGUUGAUCAAGAAGAACACCGCGGACGAAGGGACCCGCGACUCCCGGUCCCUGCCCACCGAGGAAGAGCUCCGCGGCCAGCUCGCCGAACCCGCCACCGGUUCCGACCACACGUCCAAGGUCACCGAAAUGGUCUUCAACUCCGCACUCCGGUUCCUCCAGUCCAGGACCUUCCAGUUCACGUUCCCGCAGACCAACCCCGAAGAACUGUCCAGAGCCAUCGAAGAAGGCCGUGGAAAACUGAAGAAGAAGGUGCUGCCCAUCCUCGGACUGUUGGCCGUCAAAAUUGCCGCUGUCCUGCCGAUCCUUUUGGGAAUCAUCGGGUUCUUCGCGCUCAAGGCUCUGUUGUUCGGCAAGUUGGCCCUCCUCAUCGCCGGUGUGAUGGCCUUCCAGAAGUACGCCAGCACGUCCGGUGGCUUCGGCAAGAUCGCUGACAACUGGAGCGCCCCCAACGUUGCCAGCGCGUGGCCGGCGGCUCAAGCUGCUCCCAGCACCAACGGCGGUUACUAUAGACGUAGCAUGGAGGCUCAACAAAUGGCCUACAACGGGCAAAUGCAACCGUCCGCCCAGACCGUCGCGUAAUCAAACCGUUCGUCAUCGUGUCCCUUCUUUUUUUUCCCAUUUAGACCGUUAAGUUUUUAUUUAUAUCGUCGACUAAUCAUUUAAGAAUUUUUAUCCUUUUUUUUUUUAUACAUAAAUAUAUAUUAUUAGUUGUACCAUUAUAGUGUCACGUGACAGUUAGACGCAAGUUGGAUGAACGAGCGACAUCUGUAUUGCACGAAUGUUGCUUAUUGCGAGUCGAUAUUGUAAUUAUAUCGAUCUCCAUCGCAAUGAGAAUACGCUCGUAAUACUCGGUUACAUCGCUCUUAGAAAGCCGAGUAACUUUUUGCCAUAUUAGUGUUGUCGCACAAAAAGACUCAUAAACGUAAUAAGUUAACUUAUAAUAUUUACCACGAUAAAGACAUCUGACAAAAAGUUACCGGUUCGUGUUUGGCCAACGUGGCUGAUUUUGCAAACACAAAAAUAAUUAGAUUAUUACUUGUAAACUCUAAGAGUUAAUUUAAUAAUUGAUGUAAUACUAUUA